GGUCACGGUGAACCAAACACCAACCGACGAAUUCGCAUGUUGCCUCACAUGUCUUCCCUUUAACCUGACAGAAUCAACUGCCAGGUAACUCACCAACAGCCGGCAGACACGCGGCAACUGAUGCUUGCGCAAAGCGACAGAGGAUUCCCUCCGUUCUUCCGUUCCCUUCUGCUUUUCCAACUGGAAAACAAAACGCCGACGAUAUCCAUCCACGAAGCCAAACAGCAUCCCGCAGCUUCCAACACAAUAUAGCCUUUUGGCCCUUCAACCCUAAGCGACCGUCGCCAAAAGAUUUUAUACAAACAAGAAGAGGACUGCCACGCGAUGAGCAUUGACGAGGCAAAGGAGGGCGGCGGAGGCCCUGCCAUGUCUCCUCGCGCUUUUGCGAUUGCGCACCAGAGGGACAGGGGUAGCUUCGUGGGUUGCUCUAGGAUUGCCGACUAUGAAGUCCUGGGUAAACUGGGCGAGGGUACCUUUGGUGAGGUUCACCGCGCGAGGUCGAGGAAAACAGGUGCCCUAGUUGCGCUCAAGAAGAUCAUUAUGCACAACGAGAGAGAUGGGUUCCCCAUUACCGCUCUCCGAGAAAUCAAGUUGCUCAAGCUUCUCUCACAUAAAAACGUCUUGCGCUUAGAGGAGAUGGCGAUUGAGCAUCCACCCAGAACCGACAAGCGAACAAGACCUAUCGUGUACAUGGUCACGCCCUACAUGGAUCACGAUUUAUCCGGCUUGCUCGAUAACCCUUCAGUUCGCUUCACAGAACCACAAGUCAAGUGUUAUCUGUUGCAGCUGCUAGAAGGUCUCCAGUAUCUGCAUGCGAACCACAUUCUUCACAGAGAUAUGAAGGCGGCCAAUCUUCUCAUCAACAACAAGGGUAUACUACAGAUUGCCGAUUUUGGUUUAGCGAGGCAUUACGAGGGCGACAUUCCUCAGCCCGGAAAGGGGAGUGGCGAAGGGAAGCGUGACUACACUAGCUUGGUGGUGACUAGAUGGUAUCGCCCCCCUGAGCUUCUGAUGCAUCUGAAGAGGUAUACCACAGCGAUAGAUAUGUGGGGUGUUGGAUGCGUGUUCGCAGAGAUGCUGGAAGGAAAGCCAGUAUUGCAGGGCGAAAGCGAUCUUCACCAGUUAGAGCUCGUUUGGGACCUUUGCGGAACACCAUCUGAGGAGACGAUGCCCGGAUGGAGGACCUUACCCGGUGGCCAAGCAUUCGCAUCAAAGCCCAGGCCAGGAAACCUGACGCGCAGAUUCGAGAAGCACGGACCCGUGGUUAUUUCGCUGCUCAAGGAGCUGUUCAAGCUUGACUGGAGGUCACGCAUUAACGCGAUCGAUGCUCUCAACCACCCAUAUUUCCGGACCGCGCCACUACCAGCUCAACCUGGCGAUCUACCAACGUUCGAGGAGAGUCACGAAUUUGACAGGCGCAAAUUCCAAGACAGGAAAGCGGCGUUACCGCCUGCGCCUAAGGGAGGCACCGUGGGUCGCGGGGCUGUUGUUGGUGGCCAAGGCCCAGAUACCGGAUUCAGCGGUAGAGAUGGCUACGGAGGUGGUGGUCGGAAUGGCCCAAACGGCGGCAGAUACCCGCCAUACCACCGCGGUCCUCCACCAGGCGACGAGCGCGUUCCCUCGUGGCAUAGUGCGCGGGGGUUGCCACCACGACCUCCGAUGCCCGCAGACUACCAUAACGGGCCGAUUGACCAUCCCGAUGGGUACCGUGACCGUCCACCACGUAGGGGUCCCGGUGGACCGCCAGGAGGGGGAGGUGGUCCGAGUAAUGUAGACACCUACAUCCCCAGCUACGACCGUGACGGGCCCGCGCCGCGCCGAGAAGACUGGCGCCGCCGUGACGACUGGGACGACAGGCGAGGAGGAGUGGACCGGGAUAGGAGACGGCCUGAAUACGAUGUUAGGAGCCGUGACAGCAGGACGAGGAGCCGAACACGCAGCAGAUCCCCGGUUCGCGACCGUGAUCGAGGUCGGGACCGUGAUGCCUAUGCGCGAAGAUAGAGUUCUUCGCCUGGUGUGGGAGGCUCUAAUACUCGCAGUCCUGAGAGUAACAGGAGUAACUCGGAGGAAGACGAGUGCAGUACCCCUUAUGGGUAUGACAGUUAUAAGCCCGAUAGGGAUGAGCAGGACAGUAGCCCUGAGGAAGGCGGGUAUUCGCCUCUUUGGGUGUGACAGUCAUAGGCCCAAUUGGGUUCCUGGUGACAGUUAUAGACCUAGUGGAGGUGAUGGGACGACCC
Molecule: messenger RNA, 2237 nt
Organism: Neurospora tetraspora
Lineage: Eukaryota; Fungi; Ascomycota; Sordariomycetes; Sordariales; Sordariaceae
Product: kinase-like domain-containing protein
Exons: 5
Coding region: 325-2001 (558 amino acids)
Biological process (GO): protein phosphorylation; positive regulation of transcription elongation by RNA polymerase II
Cellular component (GO): cyclin/CDK positive transcription elongation factor complex; nucleus
Molecular function (GO): ATP binding; RNA polymerase II CTD heptapeptide repeat kinase activity; cyclin binding
Source: RefSeq, a predicted model, not a curated record